AUGUCGAUCUCCCUGGUUGCGGUGGCGUUGGCUUUCCUGGUGGCUGGCUGCAUCGCGGGCAAGCCGGACCUCCCCAAUGUGGCCUGGCGCGAGAAUGCUGCCGCUGCGAUCGGCGCCGACAUUGCCGAGGUGGCCAGGAAUGCGGGUGUGGAUGUCCCUGAGCUGCUGCGCCUUCUGACCGACCGCGACAUCGGCUAUGACAAGGUCAACAAGCGCCUGCUCUACGCGUGCGAGGGCAUGGCCGUGCCCGCCGGCGCCACCCCUGCUGCGGCCCCCGGCACUGCCGUCGCUGGCGCCCCCGACCCCACUGACCUGUCCCUGGCGUUCAAGCUGCAUAGCCGCCCCGGCGCGCCGCGCCGCCUGGUGCUGGACUUCACCGGCCACACCACCACCGGCACAGCCUGGAACAGCGCGAGCCGCCCCAGCAUUGUGACGCCGCCCUAUGACCUGGACGGCGUGCCGUCCACUUUCAGCGACACCGAGCGCCGCAACAUCAUUGCCAUCUGGCGCGCUGUGGCAGAGGACUACGCCGCUUUUGAUGUGGACGUCACCACUGAGGAGACAGACGCGAGCGGCGCCCAGCUCAACCUGGCCGACAACGGCGCCCGAGCCGUCAUUGGGGGGUCGUCUUACGACUGGUACGGCUCUGGCGCAGGCGGCGUCGCCUACGUGAACACGUUUGGCAACACUUAUUACGACCCUGCCUUUGUGUUCCCUGCCCAGCUGGGCUCUGGGUACCCCAAGUACGUGUGGGAGGCCACCAGCCACGAGCUGGGCCACCGCCUGGGGCUCAGUCACGACGGCGACACCCUGGGCAACGCCUACUACGGCGGCAGCGGCAUCUGGGCGCCGAUCAUGGGGGUUGGCUACUAUAAGCCCGUUACGCAGUUCAGCAAGGGGGAGUACCCCAAUGCCAACAACUUCGAGGACGACCUUGCUGUCAUGACCAACCCCAACAGCCUCAUGACCAGCAUCAGGGGCUUCAUGACUUACCGCCCUGACGACCUCGGCAACACCAUCGCUGCUGCCGCACCCCUUGCGGGAACCCCCACCACCGCCGAUCCUACACGCACCACCGCGGCUGCCGUCGGCAACAUCGAGCGCACCGGCGACUCAGACUGGCUAUCCUUUGCGGCAGGCGCGGGGUCUGCAACUGUCACCAUUACCAUCACGCCAGCGUCUCCCAACAGCGAAGCGCGCGCAAACGUCGACCUGCGCUUGGAGGUGUGGGCGGCUGGCGCAGCCGCGCCGCUGGCCACCUUCAACACCGCCGGCGCCCUGCUGUCCGGCGCCAACACCGUCACCCUGCCGGCUGAGGGCACUCGCCGUCGCCCUCUCCUGCACCCAUCCGCGAGAUCCGCCUGA
Molecule: messenger RNA, 1365 nt
Organism: Monoraphidium neglectum
Lineage: Eukaryota; Viridiplantae; Chlorophyta; Chlorophyceae; Sphaeropleales; Selenastraceae
Exons: 6
Coding region: 1-1365 (454 amino acids)
Molecular function (GO): metallopeptidase activity
Source: RefSeq, a predicted model, not a curated record